Messenger RNA from Radiomyces spectabilis, 948 nucleotides. RefSeq lists its product as uncharacterized. Bases 1 to 948 code for a protein of 315 amino acids. NCBI's taxonomy places the organism in Eukaryota, Fungi, Mucoromycota, Mucoromycetes, Mucorales, Radiomycetaceae. The transcript has a single exon. The record is from RefSeq and is a predicted model, not a curated record.
AUGACACAGAGCCAUGUGGACGCGUCGGAUGCUUGGUUAUCCGAUAAUACUUCUACCGACAAUAGCUCUCCAUUGACACGAAGUCUUAGUACGUCAGCGACAUCAGCAGCGGCACUUGUGUCGAAUUUCAGCGAUUUUCACUUGGAUCCUUUUAAUCUGAAAACAAAGUAUGGCGCGCCAUCACCUCACCGUCUACGCGAGACUCGACGCACCUUCACCCUCUAUCUCGAGCCGACAGAAACCUGUUCCCUGGGCCGGUCACUGCAAACGUUUCAAGACCAAUCGUUCAGCCGAUUUGGUCCGAAUCAAGCCCACAACACCAAACCACACGUGUCUAUUCUAGGCCGAGUCCACAUCAAUCGUGGCAUGGACUUUGCCACCAAAUGGGAUACCGUCGAUGCCUUUGUCGACUGCGUGGAUCAACAAAUUCGGCAAUUACAAUCCCGGCUAACCGCACCGUCUUUUCGAGGCUACAGCAUGGUCCAUCGUCCCACGAGUUCGCUCGUGAUUUGCGUCCGAUUGGAUCCGGCCUACUCCUUUUUAGCCACCAACAUUGAACGACAAAUGAAAUCGCAGUGCCACACUCUCGACAUUAGUUCCAUGGAUCGAUUGCAUCUCGCGUACAACGUUUUACGAUCGAUCCCUCACAGUACCAUGAAACAGAUCCGUGAUCUGGCGUCUUCGUUGAUCAAUGUGCGCGAUUGGAUACAGAGGGGCGAGUCUUGGCAGCUUGCUCUAUACGAAGUGAUGCUGGAAAGUCCCAUGGUUGGCGUUCAACGGCAGCUCCGUUGUCUGCGAUCAUGGCCUAUUCAGACCAAAGAUAAAUCAAGCGUGUGGGUUCCGACCUCGUUGCGCAUCCAAUGGGCCAUCUGGUCCAAACUGAUCCAAAACUCCAUUCUUCCACCCAGACAACAGAAAAAGGUAGAAACCGUCGAAAAGCCAUCCUAA